CCCGUCUCAUCUCAUUAUACAUAUACAUAUACAUAUACAUGAAUUAUACGCUGCUAACACAUCAUGAUUAUCCAGGUUAUACACUACCUCUACCGCGCCGUCCUCGCGCCCCUGUACCUCAACCCCAGCAUGUCGCCCAUCCACCCGCUCGUCUGGACAAUGGCCUUCGCCUUCCAGAUCUUCAACGCCGUGUCCAUUGGCGGCUACCUAGCCGGCUACGGGCCAACUACGUCUUCCCACUGGGCCGGGCGCUCAGGCACGAUAUUCGCCGGUCUACUCGUAUGGUGCGCCGGCCUAGCAGGCAACAUCUACCACGACGACGUGCUGCGCGAGAUCCGACGAGCGGCGGACCGCAAACAACGUAAAGUGGCUGCUGAGCAGGGCAGGCCUGUCGAGAGCGUGGAUAAGGUGUAUGUUGUGCCUGAGAGGGGGCUGUUCAAGUACGUGCUGCAUGCGCAUUAUUUGUGUGAGUGGAUUGAGUGGGCGGGGUGGUGGAUGAUGGGCGGGUGGAAGUGUGCGCCUGCCAGGGCUUUCUUGGUCAAUGAGGUUACUACUAUGCUGCCCAGGGCGCUGCAGGGGAGGAGGUGGUAUGUUAGGCGGUUUGGGGGGGAGGCGGUUGCGGGGAGGAAGGCGGUUUUGCCUGGGCUGCUGUAGUGAGGUUGUUGUUGAGGAUUGAAUGGGUUAUUCAUAAUUCGCGGAUGUCUGUAAUUCAUGGUUGUCCGUAGUUUGCUGCCAUUUCUGAUUUCUGAUUCGCGUCGUCUGGAUCUCCAUGUUCACUGCUCAGCUGUUAUGUCAUCAAUACAGCUCGGGGUGCAUUAGCGGUGGCCAAUGUAGCGUUGUGUAGUGUUGUGUAGGGUCCAGCGAAAGAUCAGCACGACACUAUUCCAUCAGCACGAGGGCUGCUUGAACCUUUGUUGGGCAGUGCACGGCAUGACAGACACGUAAUCUUCACGGAUCCAUGCACGACGCGCACGGCCCAUGAUGGGAAAGUUUGCAACGCUCGAGAAGGAG
Messenger RNA from Dothidotthia symphoricarpi CBS 119687, 1011 nucleotides. RefSeq lists its product as uncharacterized. NCBI's taxonomy places the organism in Eukaryota, Fungi, Ascomycota, Dothideomycetes, Pleosporales, Dothidotthiaceae. Gene Ontology annotation, molecular function: oxidoreductase activity, acting on the CH-CH group of donors. Bases 64 to 654 code for a protein of 196 amino acids. Gene Ontology annotation, biological process: lipid metabolic process. The transcript has a single exon. The record is from RefSeq and is a predicted model, not a curated record.